Messenger RNA from Neocloeon triangulifer, 997 nucleotides. It is a transcript of the gene elm, whose product is annotated as calcineurin B homologous protein 1. The transcript has 4 exons. Gene Ontology annotation, molecular function: calcium ion binding. NCBI's taxonomy places the organism in Eukaryota, Metazoa, Arthropoda, Insecta, Ephemeroptera, Baetidae. The record is from RefSeq and is a predicted model, not a curated record. The coding region runs from base 119 to 688 and encodes 189 amino acids.
GGCAGUUUUGAUCAAGUUUUGAUUGAGAAAAAAGUGACAGAUAAUACGCGGAAUCAACAGUAGAAAGCCUUUUGAUAAAAGAUUUUUUAGUUCUUUAAAAUCAAUUUUUCGUAUCAAAAUGGGCAACACGUCGUCACUGCUUCUAAGAGAAGAUGAAAUUGCCCAAAUUCAGGAGAAAACUGGAUUCACGCCGAAUCAAAUUGAGCGAUUGUACAGCAGAUUCACCAGCCUGGACCGAGGCAACUGUGGCACACUGAGCAGGGAAGACCUUUUGCGAAUCCCAGAACUGGCCAUCAAUCCGCUUGGUGACAGGAUCGUUCACGCUUUCUUCCAGGAAGGCACCGGCGACUCCAUCAACUUUCUGCAAUUUAUGCAGGUUUUGGCUCACUUCAGACCAAUCAAGAAAAACAAAGACACAAAGUUGAACUCCCGGGAACAGAAAUUGAAGUUUGCCUUCAAAAUGUAUGACCUUGACGGUGAUGGAAAAAUCUCCAGAGAUGAGCUCCUUGCAAUUUUGCAAAUGAUGGUGGGGUCAAAUAUUAGUGAAGAGCAACUGACAAGUAUUGCAGAACGAACCAUUUUUGAAGCUGAUCAAGACGGUGAUCAGAUGAUUUCUUUUGCUGAAUUCUGCAACGCCUUGGAGCGCACUGAUGUAGAGCAGAAGAUGUCGAUCCGAUUCCUCAACUAGGUGCAUUUUUCAACUGAAAUUUAUCUAUUUUUUCUAGAAAGCUUGAACCUAUAAACUAUUUAAUUUUCAAAAUCGUUCCUCUAUUUCUUGGCUAUUAGGUCCACCUAUAUUCCAAAGCACAACUGUUGGUUAUAAUAUUUAUGUAAUUGUGAUUUAUUUUCAAAGAAAAGAUAAAAUAUUGUAAAAAUGUAGAUUUGCUGAUGACUGGUUCGUCAAAUUUGCGUGGAUUGAGACUUUAUUGCUAUUUAGAAAGUUGAAGGUUUGUGAUAAGAUUGUAAUUGAUUAAUAUAAAUUGAAUUAUAUAUCUUG